AUGAAGCUCUCCGUGAUCAUCACCCAGCUGGCACUUGCCACUAGCCAUGCGACGGCACAAGUAAUGUCGACGCCUGAAAUCCCCCUGACCCAGGCCCGCUCCGCCUCACACCCUCACCGCCGCCAACAAACCAACAACUCUUCCGGCUCAUCGGGAUGGCCUUUCGCGCCCUUUUCCACCCGCGGCAGGGACAUUGUCGACUCCCGCGGCGAGGCCCUCACCCUCGCGGGCGUCAACUGGCCCAUGUCGGGUGAGACCAUGAUCCCUGAGGGCCUCGAGUUCCAGUCCGCCGAGGAGAUCCUGGACCGCAUCGCCAGCGUGGGCUUCAACGUGAUCCGCUUCGGCUACGCGACGCAGAUGGUGGACGAGAUCUACGAGCGCGACGGCGAGGACGUGCCGCUGCAGGUUGCGCUCGCCUCGCUGGGCCACGCCAACGGCUCGCGCAUCACGCACGAGAUCCUCAAGCACAACCCGGGCUGGACGACGCAGACGACGCGCUUCGAGCUCUGGGGCGACAUCCUCGACGCCGCCGCCGAGCGCGGCAUCUACGCCAUCCCGGACGUGCACGUCCACAAGGCCCAGUGGUGCUGCAGCCACAUUGACGGCAACGCCUGGUUCGGCGACGUGCACUUUGACGUCGAGAACUGGAAGCGCGGGCUGUCGUACGUCGCCGGCUGGGCCAAGGCCCACCCCAACGUCCUGGGCCUGUCGCUGCGCAACGAGCUCCGCGAGUCGUGGAACCGCACCGACCUCUACUACAACUGGCAGACGCUGGUCGGCAACAUGACAGCCGGCGCCGACGCCAUCCACGCCGCCAACCCGGACCUGCUCAUCACCUGGUCCGGCAUGCAGUACGACCAGGACCUGUCGGCCCUCACGGCCGGACGGAACCUGCUCUCGGCGCCCUGCUACCGCUGCACCGCCAUCAGGGACGCCGGCAGGAGGCAGCCGCAGGUGUUUGACCUCGACGCCCACCCCUGGAGCGACAAGCUCGUCUGGGAGCUGCACAUGUACCACAUGUCCGAGGACCAGGACACGGGCGACUGCGACGUCAUCGAGGCGAACCUGUACCGCAACGGGUUCAACGCGCUCGGCAUAGAUGCACCCGCGGCGUGUGCGAAUGAGACGAUUGGACUGGACUGCGAGAAGGCGGUGAGGUUGACGCCUGUCAUCUUUUCCGAGUUUGGCUACGAGCAAAACGUGACGACUCUCCCCAACGACGUGCUGCAAAAGUGCCUCCGCGGCUUCAACACGAAGCACAAGGUCAGCUGGAUGACGUGGAGCAUCGCGGGCAGCUACAGGAGCCGGCAGGGGCGUCAGGGGUUCGAGGACACGUGGGGCCUGACAAACUACGACUUUAGCGGCUGGCGGGACGAGGAGCUCGUCGAGCGCUGGUGGAAGCCGUAUGUUGUCGACAUGAAGCCAACCAGAAAGGGGGAGUGA
Molecule: messenger RNA, 1443 nt
Organism: Pyricularia oryzae 70-15
Lineage: Eukaryota; Fungi; Ascomycota; Sordariomycetes; Magnaporthales; Pyriculariaceae
Product: beta-1,6-galactanase
Exons: 2
Coding region: 1-1443 (480 amino acids)
Molecular function (GO): hydrolase activity, hydrolyzing O-glycosyl compounds
Source: RefSeq, a predicted model, not a curated record